CUAACGUGUUUUUACAGAAAUUCCUUUGAAAUAUACUUAAAAGUUAUGUUUUUUUAAUCAGUUAUGGCUUCUCUACCAAUAAAUACAUCUUGCAAUAGCAACGUAACGUGCUCAACAAUGAUGCCCUUUAAAAUGGCAAUGACAUGGUUGUACGCAACAAUUUUUGUGGUUGGUUUGCCUGGCAAUAUACUGGUAAUCUUAACCAUUAUUAGAGUAAAGCAAUUGCGAAAUGUAAGAAACGGGUUUAUAGCAAAUUUAGCUGUAAGUGAUUUAAUUAAUAUUCUUUGGUGUUUACCAACUUCUCUUGUUUCGCUUUAUGUGCCCUGGCCUUACGGAAGGUUUGUUUGUAAAUAUAUUUUUCCAAUUUCUGAUGUCGUGAUUGCAAAUACAAUUUUUACUAUGAUGCAGAUCACCAUAGAUCGUUAUCGAGCCAUUUGUUACCCAUUUUCAAGAAAAGUUUCCUUUAAAACUACUUUGUAUAUAAUUAUUGUGACGUGGAUUUUUUGUUAUGUCUGUUUUGGGCUUCCGUUAGUUGGAUCUUUUGAAAUUUCAUCUGGUUAUUGGGUCAAAAAAAGCUGCAAUUUGAAUUUAAAAAACGCAGAGAAAAUUGCUCAUCGAAUUCUACUUUUCGUGAUUUUGUUUAUUAUUCCAUUCAUAGUGGUAUUAUUUUGUAUAUUGCACAUGCGCCGUGGUUUAAGUAAUAUGUUACAACUGACAAAUGGGUCCUUAGGAAAAAUGCAGCUGGUUUAUCGAACGCAAAAAAAUAAAAAAAUUUUGAAAGUUCUACUGAUCAUUUUUUCAAGUUUUACUUUUUGCAUUUUCCCAAUACAAGUUUUGUUGAUUGAUAAUGUAUUUAAAGGACCAAUUAGUAAAUGGAAAUAUGCUUCAAUUGUUUAUCAAAUAGCAAUUGCUUUGUUAUUUUUCAACUCAAUAAUGAACCCUAUCAUACUUUACGCCCUUAGCACAGACUUUAAGCAAGGAUAUAGGAAACUUUUAAUUUGUUUUACAGAUAAACGUGGCAAUAACGAAAAAGUACAACAGAAAAACUUUAAAAAAAUGUUACCUUUAGUCCCGGCAUAUUAGGGAUGCAAUCUGAAAUAAAGACUUUCUUUGUUCAUUUGUUAUAAAUUUGAUUGGUACAAAGAGAUAACGAGUAGAUAGGACAAAAUUAAAAAAAAAUAGUAACAUCAAAAACUCAAAAAAUCUGAAUUUGUUAUGUACCCAUUUAUAUUUUCAUAUUUAUAAAUAAAUUUUGAUUUUAUUAGAAAGACACUUUUUUUGAUUUAAAUAACUUUUUUUGUGUGAAUAUUUUCCUUUUUGUAUUGGCAUAUUUUAUUCUUCAAAUUCUCAUAAACUAUA
Molecule: messenger RNA, 1359 nt
Organism: Hydra vulgaris (swiftwater hydra)
Lineage: Eukaryota; Metazoa; Cnidaria; Hydrozoa; Anthoathecata; Hydridae
Product: neuropeptide FF receptor 2
Biological process (GO): G protein-coupled receptor signaling pathway
Cellular component (GO): plasma membrane
Molecular function (GO): G protein-coupled receptor activity
Source: RefSeq, a predicted model, not a curated record